Paralichthys olivaceus (Japanese flounder) is the source of this 2384-nucleotide messenger RNA. Lineage: Eukaryota; Metazoa; Chordata; Actinopteri; Pleuronectiformes; Paralichthyidae. The record is from RefSeq and is a predicted model, not a curated record.
UGUGUCGCUCCUGCAGAGAAGGAGCAGCUGAAGGUCAGCUGCAGGAACAUCUGUAUCGAUCAUCAUCGAUCAUCAUCGAUCAUCAUCGAUCAUCAGCUGCACGAAGACAAGCGCGUGGCGUGAGACAGCAGGACGGAGCGACAGACAGAUCAGCUGCUACAUCCCUGUCUGUCUGAUCCUCCCUCACCUGUCUCCUCCUUGCCUCUCUCUCUCUCUCUCUCCCUCUCUCCUCCCUCCCUGUCUCUCCCUCUCUCUUCUCCCUGUCUCUCUCUCCUGCCUGUUUCUCCUCCACCACCUGUCUGUCUGCAGUGAUGGGGAACCGGGGGAUGGAGGAGCUCAUUCCUCUGGUCAACAGACUCCAGGAUUCCUUCUCGUCCAUCGGUCAGAACGCGACUCUCGAUCUUCCGCAGAUCGGAGUCGUUGGAGGACAAAGUGCAGGAAAGAGCUCAGUGCUGGAGAACUUUGUGGGCAAAGACUUCCUACCUCGUGGUUCCGGUAUUGUGACCCGGCGCCCCCUGGUGCUGCAGCUCAUCAACUGUCCGACAGAGUAUGCUGAGUUCCUGCACUGCAAAGGAAAGAAGUUCACAGACUUUGAUGAAGUUCGUCAAGAGAUCGAAGCUGAAACUGAUCGAGUGACAGGACACAACAAAGGAAUCAGUCCAGUCCCCAUCAACCUGAGAGUCUACUCCCCCAACGUGUUGAACCUGACUCUGGUAGAUCUUCCCGGGAUGACGAAGGUCCCGGUUGGGGACCAGCCGGCUGACAUUGAGCACCAGAUCAGAGAAAUGCUCAUGCAGUUUGUCACUAAAGACAACUGCCUUCUAUUGGCUGUUUCUCCCGCCAACUCUGAUCUCGCCAACUCUGACGCGCUAAAGAUCGCCAAGGAGGUCGACCCGCAAGGUCUCAGGACCAUCGGUGUCAUCACCAAACUGGAUCUGAUGGAUGAAGGAACCGAUGCCAGAGAUAUUCUGGAGAACAAACUGCUGCCGCUCCGCAGAGGUUACGUUGGGGUUGUCAAUCGCAGUCAGAAGGACAUCGAUGGGAAGAAAGACAUUGUUGCAGCACUGCAGGCUGAGAGGAAGUUCUUCCUGUCUCACCCGUCCUAUCGACACCUGGCUGAUCGUAUGGGCACCGCCUACCUUCAGAAAAUCCUCAACCAGCAACUGACCAACCACAUCAGGGACACAUUGCCAGGGUUACGCAGCAAACUGCAGAGUCAGCUGUUGUCCAUCGAGAAGGAAGUGGACGAGUACAAGAACUUCAGACCCGAUGACCCGAGCCGCAAGACCAAGGCCCUGCUGCAGAUGGUACUGCAGUUUGCGGUGGACUUUGAGAAGCGGAUCGAAGGAUCUGGAGAUCAGGUCGACACCUACGAACUGUCAGGAGGAGCUAAGAUCAACCGAGUGUUUCAUGAACGCUUCCCAUUCGAACUGGUCAAGUUGGAGGGUGAUGAGAAGACUCUCCGUAAAGAGAUCAGCUACGCCAUCAAGAACAUCCAUGGAAUCAGGACGGGUCUGUUCACACCUGACAUGGCGUUUGAGACGAUUGUGAAGCGUCAGAUCGCUCAGAUCAAAGAGCCGUGUCAGAAAUGUGUCGACAUGGUGAUUAGUGAACUGGUGAACACGGUCAGGCAGUGUACACAGAAGUUGGCUCAGUAUCCGAUGCUCAGAGAGGAGAUGGAGAAAAUCGUCACUCAACACAUCAGAGACCGAGAGAGUCGCACUAAAGACCAGGUGUUGCUGCUCAUCGACAUCGAGUUGGCGUACAUGAACACAAACCACGAAGAUUUCAUCGGCUUUGCAAAUGCUCAACAGAAGAGCAGCCAGAUGAACAAGAAGAAAGCUGCAGGAAACCAGGACGAGAUCAUGGUGAUCCGUAAAGGUUGGCUCACCAUCAACAACAUCAGCAUCAUGAAGGGCGGAGCUAAAGAGUACUGGUUCGUCCUGACGGCCGAGACGCUGUCGUGGUACAAAGACGAUGAGGAGAAGGAGAAGAAGUACAUGCUGCCUGUGGACAACCUGAAACUGAAAGACAUCGAGAAAAGCUUUAUGUCCAGCAAACACAUCUUUGCUCUGUUCAACACUGAACACAGGAACGUGUAUAAAGAUUAUCGUCAGCUGGAACUGGCCAGUGAGUCUCAGGAGGAGGUGGACAGCUGGAAGGCUUCUUUCCUAAGAGCUGGAGUGUACCCUGAACGCAGCGUGGACAAAGAAAAGGUGGAGGUGGAGGAGUUGAGCAGCGACGGACAGAUCCACAGUCUGGACCCUCAGCUGGAGCGACAGGUGGAGAUCGUCAGGAACCUGGUGGACUCAUACCUGUCAAUCAUCCACCGCACCGUCAGAGACCUGAUCCCCAAGACCAUCAUGCACCUGAUGGUUAACAAU